Fraxinus pennsylvanica is the source of this 381-nucleotide messenger RNA. Lineage: Eukaryota; Viridiplantae; Streptophyta; Magnoliopsida; Lamiales; Oleaceae. The record is from the annotation of a GenBank genome assembly.
AUGGAACCCAAACCUGAAGGAAGCGAAUAUGAAGACUUGUUGCCAGUAAUGGCAGAGAAGCUAGAUGUGGACACCUUUGUGGAUGAACUUUGUGGAGGAUUUCGGCUUUUGGCAGACCCCAAAAACGGGUUGAUUACGUCGUCGAGUCUGCUGAAGAAUUCAGCAGUGUUGGGUUUGGAAGAGAUGAGUCGAGAAGAUGCGGAGGCGAUGGUGAAAGAAGGAGACCUUGAUGGAGAUGGAGCACUCAAUCAAACUGAAUUUUGCAUUCUCAUGGUGAGACUUAGCCCGGAGAUGAUGCAAGAUGCAGAAAUAUGGCUUCAAAAGGCAAUUCAAGGGGAGUUGCAGAAAUACUCUACUCUUAAUCGUGCAGGUGCAGCAUAA